This is a messenger RNA of Phaeoacremonium minimum UCRPA7, 1476 nucleotides long. RefSeq names its product putative response regulator-like protein. The record is from RefSeq and is a predicted model, not a curated record. The transcript has 8 exons. Gene Ontology annotation, biological process: phosphorelay signal transduction system; regulation of DNA-templated transcription. The coding region runs from base 1 to 1476 and encodes 491 amino acids. NCBI's taxonomy places the organism in Eukaryota, Fungi, Ascomycota, Sordariomycetes, Togniniales, Togniniaceae. Gene Ontology annotation, molecular function: phosphorelay response regulator activity; DNA-binding transcription factor activity; sequence-specific DNA binding.
AUGCCUCCCGAGGACAGUAUGGCCGUUGCGGCCGGCGGGAACAACUCCAGCGACUUUGUUCGCAAGCUGUACAAGAUGUUGGAAGACCCUGCGUAUGGGUCAGUAGUACGAUGGGGAAAUGAAGGCGACAGCUUUGUCGUUCUUGAGAAUGAGAAGUUCACCAAGACUAUCUUACCCAAGCACUUCAAGCAUAGCAACUUUGCCAGCUUUGUCCGUCAACUCAACAAGUAUGACUUUCACAAAGUCAGGCAUAACGAGGAGAAUGGCCUCUCACCCUAUGGCCCGGGGGCUUGGGAGUUCAAACACCCAGAGUUCCGCGCUGAUAGCAAGCAUAAUUUGGAUAACAUCCGGCGCAAAGCUCCUGCCCCGCGGAAACCGCAAGCCUCCGAGGAAAGCUUCCCCGCGACGCAGCAGUUGGUGAUUCUCAAUGAUACCCUUAUGGCGACCCAGCAUCAGGUCCAGCAGCUGCAAGAGCAGUAUUUCCAGCUCAUGGGCACAAACAGGAUCCUUGUAGAUGAGAUCAUGAGCCUUCAGAAGCAGGUCAAGGCGCAGAAUCAGGUCAACAACGAGUUGAUCAACCACCUUAGUAAUGUGGAUGAGCGCAGGCGAAGCAGUCGACACUCGGCUCACUCGAGCCACUCCGGUCAUUCUGGGGGCUCGUACCACGGUGGCGGUCUCAAUGUUCUCCCAGACAGCGCCGACGAACCAGCUCCGGAAUUGCGAAGAGCGCGGGACAUCUUGAGCGGCAUUUCCCCUGAUCAGGAAGCGGACAGAGAGCUGCACAGGUUAUCCGUGGCGUACCAAGCCUCGCCCCCCGACUCUGCCACAUCCUCCACGGUCAUGUUUUCGCAGCCCAACACGGCUACUAUGCCACCUGCUAUGGUGCAAGAUCCAUUCAGUGACCCGAGACACCUUGUUUAUCCGGUUGGGCAGACGAUUGGUGUUGAUCCUUUCCACCCCGACCAUAUCAACAGUAUCCCAUAUACCCGUCCUCUCAGCAACCCUAACCAGCCCAUGGCCGAAGCGCCGGCACAAAUCACCCCUCCGCCAUCGAAAGAACAGAAGGUCGUCCAGUGGGGAGCCAAGAAACCCAGAAUCUUGUUGGUCGAGGAUGACAAGACGUGUGCGAGGAUCGGAGCGAAGUUUUUGUCGCAAAUCGACUGCGGAGUUGAAAUUGCUCGGGAUGGCCACGAGGCUGUGAACAAGGUUAACAACGACCCUGAUAAGUAUGAUCUGAUCUUCAUGGAUAUCAUCAUGCCCACGCUGGACGGCGUGUCUGCAGCAGCAUUGAUUCGAGAGGUGACACCGAGAGUGACAAUUGUGGCGAUGACUUCAAACAUUCGACAGGAGGAUAUCGCAACCUAUUUCCACUGGGGUAUGAAUGAUGUGCUGGCCAAGCCCUUCACCAAGGACGGCAUGGUUCGUAUUCUCAAGAAGCACUUAGCGUCCUACAGGGCCCGCGCAAAGCUACGCUAG